Molecule: messenger RNA, 3831 nt
Organism: Siniperca chuatsi (mandarin fish)
Lineage: Eukaryota; Metazoa; Chordata; Actinopteri; Centrarchiformes; Sinipercidae
Gene: fbln1
Product: fibulin 1
Exons: 15
Coding region: 209-2242 (677 amino acids)
Biological process (GO): extracellular matrix organization
Cellular component (GO): extracellular region
Molecular function (GO): calcium ion binding; peptidase activator activity
Source: RefSeq, a predicted model, not a curated record
AGACGCUCAUUCCUCCAGUCACGCUGCAACUGCGACUCACUCAGCUCCAUCACAUCCACGUCUCUCCCGCGGACUCAGUCUUUCUUUUUUUAAAGGAGCACUGCUGUUUAUUCACACGUCCUGCAGAAACAGCAUCGGUUAAAGCUCGAAGCUCUCGGACACCCUUUUUUUUCUUCUUCCAGUUUUUAGUUGAAUCUCUUUUCAUUCAAUGGGUCCGUGUGUAGUGCUGCUCUGCGCUCUGUUCGGAGUUCUCCUUGGCCAAGGAGCAGAGCAGAUCUCGAUGGAGGACUGCUGUAAAGAUGGCCAGAAGCGUGGCAAUGAUAACAAAGACUGUGCGUCGCUCCCUCUCAUCUCUGAGUCAACCACAUGCAGGAUAGUACAGGAGCAGUGCUGUGUAACAGUACUUGAGGAUAAAAUGUGCACCACUGGUAUCAACAUGGCCAAAGACCAAGGGGCCUGCGAUUCUUUAUUCACCAAUACCUGCGACACCAAGACUACAAAGAUGUGCUGUGACUGUUGUCUUCUGGGGAAGACGGCCAAGGAGCAGGGCCUACCCUGUGACCACAACCUGUCCGUGGGCUACCAGUGUAGCCUGGUGUCCCGGGCCUGCUGCAUGGAUGGAGACCCAGACAACCAGACAACACCCACAGGACAAACUGAAUUACCAAACAAGGAUGAAACCAGCAUAAAUGGAGAUAAUUCAGUAUUAAGUGAUGAAUGCAAAGGGAAAUGUGCUCAUCUCUGUGUGGGUAAUGACACUUGUGCUUGCUUCAAAGGCUACAAACUCAAACCAGAUGGAAAGAGCUGUGAGGAUAUCAACGAGUGUUUGCUGGGAGCCAGCAACUGUCGGGGAGGAGAGCGUUGUAUCAACACAGAGGGCUCAUUCCGUUGCCAGAGAGAGGUCAGCUGUGGGACUGGCUAUGAACUCACUGACAACAACAAUUGCAAAGAUAUUGAUGAGUGUGAGACUGGUAUCCAUAACUGUGGCUCAGAGUUUGAGUGCCAAAACACUCAGGGGUCGUUCCGUUGUCACCCUAAGGUCAAGUGUGGUGCCGGCUUUAUCCAGGAUGCCCUUGGCAGCUGCAUUGAUAUCAAUGAAUGUGUUAGCCAGACGGGCCCAUGCCACCGAGGGCAGCUCUGUAUCAACACAGUUGGCUCCUACACCUGCCAGAGGAACUCUGUUAACUGUGGUCGAGGAUACCACCUCAAUGAAGAGGGCACACGCUGUGUUGAUAUUGAUGAAUGUAAGGGCCCUGAAAAGGUCUGUGCAGGUCAUGGUUGUAUCAACCAGGUGGGCUCCUACCGCUGUGAGUGUGAGACUGGCUACAUCUUCAACAGCUUAAGUCGGGUUUGUGAAGAUAUUAAUGAAUGCAGGCACUACCCUGGCCGUCUGUGUGCUCAUAAGUGUGAGAACACUCCGGGAUCCUACAAGUGUAGCUGCAGCACUGGCUUCAAGCUAGCCAGUGAUGGCAGGAAUUGUGACGAUUUGAAUGAGUGUGAGAGCAACCCAUGCAGUCAAGAGUGUGCCAACGUGUACGGCUCCUACCACUGUUACUGUCGCCGUGGCUACCAGCUCAGUGACAUAGAUGGCAUGUCUUGUGAAGAUAUAGAUGAGUGUGCCCUGCCCACUGGAGGACAUAUUUGCUCCUAUCGCUGUCACAAUACCCCUGGCAGCUUCCACUGUUCCUGUCCCAUCAGUGGCUACACCUUGGCACCCAAUGGACGCAGCUGCCAGGAUAUUGAUGAAUGCGUGACGGGAACACACACAUGCACAGUGAAUCAGAGCUGCUUUAAUGUACAGGGAGGAUUCAGAUGCCUGUCCUUUGAGUGUCCAAACAACUACCGCCGCGUUGGAGAGACUCGAUGUGAACGCUUGCUUUGCAAUGAGUCUGUCGAGUGCCUGGCCAUGCCCCUGAGAAUAACCUACUACUACCUCACCUUCCCCACCAACAUCCCCGUCUUCACCAACAUCUUCCGCAUGGGCCCCUCCCACACUGUGGUCGGCGAUGACAUCCAGAUUGCUAUCACCGCUGGCAACGAGGGCGGUUUCUUCAAGACGGAGCUCGUGCCCACCGGCGGGGUGAUGUCGGUGGCAAAGCUCAUCAACAAGCCACAGGACUUUGAGCUUUCCCUGGAGCUAAGGCUGCGUCGCUAUGGCAUGCUCAGCACAUACCUGGCUAAAGUGCUGGUGUUUGUUACCCAGGAGGAGCCCAGAGUACCUUACAAUCCCUUAUUAGAAUAAACACAAAAGUUAUGUAGGGUUACACAAGUUACUACACUCUUAAAAAGGAUGUGUCAUUUUAAAUGCAUUGUCUGAUUGUCUUGGGCUUUAAAUGCAAGAUGGAAAAAGUUCACCCUCAACACAAAAUGCAUGCCAGAUGACCAUACAGUAUGUUGAUAGCGAAGCAUGGUAAUGCAAUGUAGACUACUAUAUAUAACAUUAAUGAUUUCAGAUCAUACUGCAUAGAUAUAUGCAGGUAAAUAUAGAUAUAAAUCAUGAUUUCCAAUUAGUGAAUAUUGUAAGACCAGUAUUCAUCUCUAUAACCAAAGAUCAUUCAUCAUCAGAUCAUUCGUUUCUUUCAUUCGUGGAUUUACGUCAUUAGGUUUAGGCCUGCCUAAAAAUGUGGGUAAACUGUAUUGGCUUAAGGCCUAAUUAAUUUGCUUGGGUGCCCUGGGGCAAAAAUUAGGUGUGGGGCCCUAAUGACCCCUGCGCAUCAUUGCAUCAUCAGUGCAUCUUCUUUAAAUAAACAAAUAUAUUUAACAAAAUGGACUUUAGAAAAAAAGCCCAUUUCAGUUGAUAUUGUGAUUGAGUGGUGUAUAUUCUUAAAGGAAUACUUCAAUGUUUUGGGAAAUAGAUGAGAAGCAUUAUACCACUCUAAUAUCUGUACACAAAGAAUGAAGCUACCACCAGCAGCUGGCUAACUUAGCGUAGCAUAAGGAUUGGUAACAGGGGGAAACAGCUAGCCUGGCUCUGUCCAAAAAUAACAAAAUCCACCUAGCAGCACCUGUAAAGCUCACUAACUAACAUGUUGUAUCUUGUUUGUUUAAUCUAUACAAAAAAAGGUAUAAAAACAAUAAGCUGUAGUUUUCUGGGGGUUAUGUGCCAGACUAUUUCUUGGCCGGGUGUAGUAACUUCCUGGAGUCUCCGCAGGUUGCCUGGUAACCUCAUAGUGACAACAAGACUCCAGGAGACUCUAUGGGAGUGGUAUCAUCCUCUCAUCUAACUCUCAGCAAGAAAGUGAGUGUGUGUAUUUCCUAAAAUGUCAAACUAUACGUUUAAGCAAAUGUUGAAUUUAUCCAAUUACUAUAAAACAACAGACACAAUGAGUCUGGGGCUUUCAGGGUCACUGGUGGUCCAGGACCCUGGUGCAGCUGCCCCCUUUGUCCGAUCAAUUAUCCAGCCUCGUCUCUACUACAUCACUUUUUUUGCUAUAAAAUAACACAAAUAUGACUGUCCAACACUAAAUGCAUGUUAAAGAUGACACAUCAUUUUUUAAGAGUGGAUAUGAAGAAAUAUCUUCACAAAAUCAGAAGAAAGAAGCACAGUUUUUAGUGAGAUUUUACAUAAUCAACUUUGUAUCACUAGAAUUAAGGAUCGUUAUUCGGCAGUAAAAAUUUGGUCCAUGAAUGUAUCUUCUUGGAGGUAAGGCACUCUGAUAGCCACUAGGUGGCGAUCUAGGUCAGGGUAAAUCAUAAAAUAGUAGCAUAGCAAGUCUGCCUACAAUUGAGUGUAAUUUGAUGACGGUUGCAUGAUAAAGUCUGACGUUUUACAGUAUUUUAUAGUUUAUGUGUUGGAUGAACAGUUUUCUAUUAAAAUUGAAAUAGAAAUAA